This is a messenger RNA of Botrytis byssoidea, 960 nucleotides long. RefSeq lists its product as uncharacterized. Gene Ontology annotation, molecular function: oxidoreductase activity, acting on the CH-CH group of donors. The coding region runs from base 1 to 960 and encodes 319 amino acids. The transcript has 3 exons. NCBI's taxonomy places the organism in Eukaryota, Fungi, Ascomycota, Leotiomycetes, Helotiales, Sclerotiniaceae. The record is from RefSeq and is a predicted model, not a curated record. Gene Ontology annotation, biological process: very long-chain fatty acid biosynthetic process.
AUGGCAGUCACACUGAAGGUUACAAAUCGCUCUCCCAAAACCCCCAUCAAACGUCUCCCCACCUCGAUUGAUAUCGACGAAACGACCACGGUUCAAGAUGUCAAAGAUAGAUUGGCUAAGCAAGCCGGCGGUUGGGACCCCAAUAGAUUUGGUAUUUUCGAUCCGGAACAGAAGAAGAUUUUGAAAGAUCGGAAAGCUUUCAUUUCUCAACAUAAAGAAGUGAUCAUUGGAAAGGAAAUCUUGAUCAAGGACCUGGGUCCUCAAUUAGGCUGGCGUACCGUCUACAUAAUCGAAUACCUCGGUCCCAUCUUAAUCCAUCUUGGAUUUCCCCUCCUCCGCCCUUAUAUUUACUCUCAUCCUACUACCUCCAUUGCCCCCCUCUCGAGCUCUCAGCUGCUCUCUAUGUCGCUCAUAGUUCUUCAUUUUCUUAAACGCGAAUAUGAGACCGUCUUCGUUCACCGUUUCUCCCUGUCUACAAUGCCAGCUAGAAACAUCUUCAAAAAUUGCGCUCACUAUUGGCUUCUUAGCGGUCUCUACAUCGCCUACUUUAUAUAUGCCCCCUCAUCGUACACUGCCCUCUCAUCCUCGACAAUCGACUCUCUGAAUAUGGCUGGCGUGGCUCUAUACCUCUUUGGCGAGCUUUCUAAUCUCAAGACUCAUCUUACUCUCUCCAACCUUCGCUCUCCGGGAGGGACUGAACGUGGAAUUCCCCAGGGUUACGGAUUCUCCAUGGUAACAUGUCCCAAUUAUUUUUUCGAGACGCUCGCGUGGAUUGGUAUGAUCUUAGUGACUAAGAGUUUGAGUACGGUCAUCUUCGCGAUUGUUGGGACAGCACAGAUGCAGCAAUGGGCCGUCAAGAAGGAAAAGCAAUACCGUGUUGAUUUCGGAGACAAGUACAAGAAGAAGAGAAAUGUUCUCUUUCCUACCCCAGGAGCUUUCAUCAAGGAACUCACUGGUUAA